This is a messenger RNA of Armigeres subalbatus, 1317 nucleotides long. RefSeq names its product large ribosomal subunit protein uL18 (gene RpL5). The record is from RefSeq and is a predicted model, not a curated record. The coding region runs from base 156 to 1049 and encodes 297 amino acids. The transcript has 4 exons. Gene Ontology annotation, biological process: ribosomal large subunit assembly; translation. Gene Ontology annotation, molecular function: structural constituent of ribosome; 5S rRNA binding. Gene Ontology annotation, cellular component: ribosome; cytosolic large ribosomal subunit. Lineage: Eukaryota; Metazoa; Arthropoda; Insecta; Diptera; Culicidae.
CAAUCCAAUUCAAACGUCAAACUUCACAACCUCGCUCACCGCAACUCUUUUUGCUGUCAAAGCGCCAUCUUUGAUUUUUUCUUUUUCUCGUAGACACCGACGUGUAGAAAACGUGUUAACGUAGCUAGUGUCUAUUUUUCCAUUUUAACAGCAAAAUGGGUUUCGUGAAGGUUGUUAAGAACAAGCAGUACUUCAAGCGUUACCAGGUCAGGUUCCGCCGGCGCCGUGAGGGCAAGACCGAUUACUAUGCCCGCAAGCGUCUUAUCUUCCAGGAUAAGAACAAGUAUAACACACCGAAAUAUCGGAUGAUUGUCCGUUUGAGCAAUCGGGACAUCACUUGCCAGAUUGCGUACGCCCGGAUUGAGGGAGAUCGCAUUGUGUGCGCGGCCUACUCGCACGAACUGUCACGCUAUGGCGUCAAGGUUGGUCUUACCAACUACGCAGCUGCUUACUGCACGGGAUUGCUGGUUGCCCGUCGCAUCCUGCAAAAGCUUCGCCUGGAUACUCUGUACACUGGAUGUACCGAUGUUACUGGUGAAGAAUAUUUGGUCGAACCAGUCGAUGAUGGACCGGGAGCGUUCCGAUGCUAUCUGGAUGUCGGCCUCGCCCGUACCACCACUGGCGCUCGUGUCUUCGGUGCCAUGAAGGGUGCCGUCGAUGGUGGCCUCAACAUCCCCCACUCCGUCAAGCGUUUCCCAGGCUACAGCGCUGAAAACAAGAGCUUCAACGCUGAAGUUCACCGCGCUCAUAUUUUCGGCCAGCACGUCGCCGACUACAUGCGCACCCUGGAGGAAGAGGAUGAGGAGGCAUACAAGCGCCAGUUCAGCAAAUACAUCGGCCUCGGAAUCAAGGCUGACGAUAUUGAAACCAUCUACAAGAACGCCCACGCCGCCAUCCGUAAGGAUCCGGUCUUCCACAAGAAGCCGGAGAAGAAGGUCACCAAGAAGCGCUUCAACCUGGCCAAGCUGACCCUCGAAGCCCGCAAGGCGAAAAUCGCCAAGCACAAGGCCGACUUCAUGGCCAAGAUCCAGGCCGAUGUCGAAGCCUAAACCUCAUUUUUGCUGUUAUGCUCCAGUGGAUAGGUUCGGGAUAUGGCCAGAUUUCUCCAUCUAUAUCGCAUUCCCGAAGCUACACCCAGCAAUCAUGUGGAGGAAAAUAAGCAAUGUUUGUAUUUUUGAAUAAAUGCAGUGUUUCUUAUUCAGCUGAAACGUGAGAAAUUGUUGGCUUUUUACUGAUCUAUUCACGUUCUAAAUAACUACAUAGUUUCUUAAGAAUUAUUAUAUUAAGCUCUGAAAAUAUAUUGCACGUUUAAAACCA